CCACACUAGCUAGCUACUGACUACAACCAUUGCAUUUAUUACUCUUCGUAAACUGUUUGAUCGGAUACAGAGGUGGUUAAAAUAAAAAAGGAGGGAUGUCUAAAAGUGAGACUGAGGAGAUGAUUGAGAUUGAAAUUGAUGGCCAGGAAAAAACAGAAUGCCUGGAGGAAGGGGUUGAAGAACAGACCAUCACGUCAGCGGAACUGAUCACACAAGACAUUGAUAUCAAUGAGCCCAUUGGCAACUUGAAGAAGUUGCUGGAGCCCCGUCUCCAGGUUGCACUGGAUGGAUAUGAAAUCUGUCUGCAGGACAUUCAGUUACAUCCUGAUCACAGCCUUUUUGAUCAAGGAGUAAAGACAGAUGGCACUGUGCAGCUCAGUGUACAGGUUAUCACCAGACAAGGAGAGGAGAAACUGAACAUCUUGGAGAUAGUGAAGCCAGUGGAGACGGUGGAGGUGGUGAUUGAUCCGGAUGCAGCGGCCGGAGAGGAGGCCCAUCUGGUGGAGGACGGGCAGGUGAUCGCCGUCGAACGUUCGGCCAUCUCUGAUGACACGUCAGAACAGGUGACCCGCUGGGCAGCCGCCCUGGAGGGCUACAGAAAGGAACAGGUCCGCUUAAGCAUUCCCUACGACCCUGUACAGUGGACAGCAGACCAGGUGAUCCACUGGGCCGUGUGGGUGAUGAAAGAGUUUGGCAUAGAGGAGAUGGAGGUGGGUGGCAUCCACAUCCCCGGCCGACAGCUCUGUGCAUUCACCCAGGAAGAGUUCCUCCAAAGAGUGCCCAACGGAGAGAUCCUGUGGAGCCACCUGGAACUCCUGCGCAAGUAUGUAUUGGCCAGUCAGGAACAGGGUCAGGAGGCCACAGUCACUAUUGACCAGCCGGUGCAGAUAAUCCCCGCCCCUGUUCAGCAGGCCACGCCCACAGCCAUUAAAGUACUAAAGCAGAAUAGAGCUCCAAGAGCUCCUCGCAUCUCUGGAGAGGAGCGCAGUUCCCCUGGCAACCGCACAGGUAAUAAUGGCCAGAUCCAGCUUUGGCAGUUCCUGCUGGAGCUGCUGACUGAUAAGGAUUCCCGAGACUGCAUCUUCUGGGUUGGAGAAGAGGGAGAGUUCAAACUCAACCAGCCUGAGCUGGUGGCCCAGAAAUGGGGCCAACGUAAGAACAAACCCACCAUGAACUACGAAAAACUCAGCCGUGCCCUCAGGUACUACUAUGAUGGUGACAUGAUCAGCAAAGUGCAGGGCAAGCGCUUUGUCUACAAGUUUGUGUGUGACCUGAGGACUCUGAUUGGCUACAGCGCUGCUGAGCUUAACAAACUUGUAACUGAAUGCGAGCAGAAGAAACUUGCCAGAGUGCAGCUGCACGGGAUUGGUCAACCCGUCACCACGGUGACCCUGGCCACCGCCGCAUUGGAGAAGGAUAGCUGAAUGGUUGGAACUAGCUCCUUUAAGCCAAUCAGACGACGUGGCUGAGUCGUUGGAGAAUGUUGGGAUAACAGAUGUGACUUUGGGCAGGGUGGCAUUCAAGUGAGGUUAUAAGCAUCUGUUUGCUUUGUUAAUGAGAAGUGUGUGAGAGCGUGCGUUUGUAUAAAAGUGUGAAAGUUUCAGGGACGUCAUAGUAAGUUCCCUGAGAGAGUGAGUGUGUGGAUCCUGAGUGGGAGAGUGAGAGAGAUUGUAGAUGGUCAUGUAUGAGCUUUCUGUUUUUGUAUGCUUGUUCUCUAACUGCAGGGUAGUGUUGGCUGCAUUUCCAUUGUAUAUACUCUAUGUUUUUGAUAGCCACAAGGGCAGUGUAUUUUGAUAUUUUCCAUUUGUAAAGGAUCUGGU
Messenger RNA from Chanos chanos (milkfish), 1820 nucleotides. It is a transcript of the gene gabpa, whose product is annotated as GA binding protein transcription factor subunit alpha. Gene Ontology annotation, molecular function: DNA-binding transcription factor activity, RNA polymerase II-specific; sequence-specific DNA binding. Gene Ontology annotation, cellular component: nucleus. Gene Ontology annotation, biological process: cell differentiation; regulation of transcription by RNA polymerase II. Bases 96 to 1424 code for a protein of 442 amino acids. The record is from RefSeq and is a predicted model, not a curated record. Lineage: Eukaryota; Metazoa; Chordata; Actinopteri; Gonorynchiformes; Chanidae. The transcript is spliced from 10 exons.